Molecule: messenger RNA, 880 nt
Organism: Vicia villosa (hairy vetch)
Lineage: Eukaryota; Viridiplantae; Streptophyta; Magnoliopsida; Fabales; Fabaceae
Product: CASP-like protein ARALYDRAFT_485429
Exons: 3
Coding region: 221-682 (153 amino acids)
Cellular component (GO): membrane
Source: RefSeq, a predicted model, not a curated record
UCCAUCAUCCACUUUCCCAUUCACCUUUCACUUUCCAUUCUUUCUUAAGUUUCUUUAUAUCCAUUUUUUAUUCCCUUUUUGCCCAUUAUUAUUUCCUCUCACUCCUUCAUUUUCAUCCAUGUACGUUCUUACUAGAACAAAACCGAUCAUGUUUGACAUGAUAUAAAAGAGGAUAAAAAAGGAAUAUCCCAUCCCAUGCUAUGCUAGGCUAUACUACGCUAUGAUGGAGGAAGUUCCGGGAGCGUUUGGAACCAGCGCUAGCUUGUCUCUUCGUUUGGGUCAAACCGUUUUCUCUUCUGCUUCUCUUUGCUUCAUGUGCUUGGACGUUGGUUUUUACUCCUUCACUUCUUUCUCAUUCUUGGUAACAGUAAUGGGUUUGGCAAUUCCCUGGAGCAUAACAUUAUUCUUGGUAGAUGCUUACUCCGUCUUCAUACAAUGUUUGCCGAUUCAACGAAGGCUCAUAAUGAUAAUCGUUUUUGGAGACAUGGUUAUGUCAUAUCUUUCAUUAGCUGCAGCAUGUUCUGCAGCAAGUGUGACAGAUCUUCUGCAUGAAGCUGGUAGAUCACAUUGCCCUGAAAAGUUAUGUGGUAGAUAUCAAUUGUCUGCGGCUAUGGCAUUUUUGUCUUGGUUUCUUUCAUCAGCAUCAUGUCUUUUUAAUUUUUGGAUUUUACCUUCUCUGUAAGAAUAUUUAUUAUCUUGCUUAUUGUUGAUACAACAUACAUGUACAUGAAUGAAAAGGGUGCAAAUGACAAAGUCAUUUCCUCUUGAGCAUAUAUUUUUGGUGUUCUUGUGAAUAGAAUUUUGGUACAAUAGUAAAAAAUGUAUUAGCUCUUCACAUUAUAAGAACUCAAUAUAAUAUCAAUCAAGUGCUAUGAUGAAA